This is a messenger RNA of Condylura cristata (star-nosed mole), 4592 nucleotides long. RefSeq names its product small G protein signaling modulator 2 (gene SGSM2). Lineage: Eukaryota; Metazoa; Chordata; Mammalia; Eulipotyphla; Talpidae. Bases 6 to 3164 code for a protein of 1052 amino acids. Gene Ontology annotation, molecular function: GTPase activator activity. The transcript is spliced from 24 exons. The record is from RefSeq and is a predicted model, not a curated record.
GCACCAUGGGCAGCGCGGAGGACGCAGUCAAAGAGAAACUGCUGUGGAACGUGAAAAAGGAGGUAAAGCAGAUCAUGGAGGAGGCUGUCACCAGGAAGUUUGUGCAUGAAGAUAGCAGCCAUAUCAUUGCUCUGUGUGGUGCAGUGGAGGCUUGUCUCCUGCAUCAGCUGAGACGCCGGGCCGCCGGUUUCCUGCGCAGUGACAAGAUGGCAGCCCUGUUCACCAAGGUGGGGAAGACAUGCCCAGUGACUGGGGAGAUUUGCCACAAGGUACAGGAGUUGCAGCAGCAAGCAGAGAGCAGGAAAACCUCUGGGGGCAACCAGGAGGUGCUGAGGAGACAGGGCUCUGCCAGCAGCAGGGCCCCAGCCCUCAGCCCACAGGCCUUGAAACACUUAUGGGUACGAACAGCGCUCAUCGAGAAAGUGUUGGACAGGGUCGUGCAGUACCUGGUGGAGAACUGCAGCAAGUACUACGAGAAGGAGGCGUUAUUGGCAGACCCUGUGUUUGGCCCCAUCUUGGCAUCUCUUCUAGUGGGACCCUGUGCCUUGGAGUAUACCAAGCUCAAGACAGCUGACCACUGCUGGACUGACCCUUCUGCUGAGGAGCUGGUCCAGCGGCACCGUAUCCGGGGCCCCCCUCAUCGCCAGGACUCCCCUGCAAAGCGCCCGGCCCUAGGAAUCCGGAAGCGGCACUCGAGCGGCAGCUCGUCGGAGGACAGACUGGCCGCCUGCGCCCGGGACUACGUGGAGUCCCUGCACCAGAACUCCAGGACACGCCUGCUCUACGGCAAGAACAACGUGCUGGUGCAGCCGAAGGAAGACAUGGAGGCCGUCCCUGGCUACCUCUCCCUUCACCAGUCUGCAGACAGCCUGACUUUGAAGUGGACCCCCAACCAGCUCAUGAAUGGGACUCUGGGUGACUCUGAGCUGGAAAAGAGUGUUUACUGGGACUAUGCUCUGGUUGUGCCCUUCAGCCAGAUCGUCUGCAUCCACUGCCACCAGCAAAAGAGCGGUGGCACGCUUGUGCUGGUGAGCCAGGAUGGUAUCCAGAGGCCGCCGCUGCACUUCCCCCAAGGAGGACACCUCCUGUCCUUCCUGUCCUGCCUGGAGAAUGGGCUUCUGCCUCGAGGACAGCUCGAUCCCCCACUCUGGACCCAGCAGGGAAAGGGGAAGGUGUUCCCCAAGCUCCGGAAGCGCAGCAGCAUGUGGUCAGUAGACGUGGAAGACAUGGGCAUGGGGCGGGCCACAGACUACGUGUUCCGGAUCAUUUAUCCCGGCCACAGGCAUGAGCACAUCACUAUUAACUACCACCACCUAGCGGCCAGCCGCACGGCCUCGGUGGACGAUGAUGAGGAAGAGGAGGAUAAGCUGCACGCGAUGCUCUCAAUGAUCUGCUCGCGGAACCUCACAGCUCCCAAUCCGAUGAAAGACGCUGGCGACAUGAUCGAGAUGCAGGGCUUCGGGCCCAGCCCGCCAGCCUGGCACCUGGAGCCCCUGUGCGGCCAAGGCUCUUCCUGCCUCUCCUGCUCUGCUGGCAGCUCCCCAUACGCAGCCCCCAGCCACUGCGGCUGUGUCCCCGACCGGUUGCCCCUCAGGCUGCUGUGUGAGAGCAUGAAGAAGCAGAUCGUGUCUCGGGCCUUCUACGGCUGGCUGGCCUACUGCCGCCACCUGUCCACAGUGCGGACCCACCUGUCAGCGCUGGUGCAUCACAACAUCAUCCCACCCACCCGGCCCCCCGGAGCCUCCGGGGGCCUCACCAAGGAUGUGUGGAGCAAGUACCAGAAGGAUGAAAAGAACUACAAAGAGCUGGAGCUGCUGCGGCAAGUUUACUAUGGCGGUGUGGAGCAUGAGAUUCGCAAGGAAGUCUGGCCCUUUCUGCUUGGCCACUACAAGUUUGGCAUGACCAAGAAGGAAAUGGGGCAGGUGGACGCAGCCGUGGCAGCGAGGUACCAGCGGGUGUUGGCAGAGUGGAAGGCCUGCGAGGUGGCGGUGAGACAGCGGGAGCGCGAGGCUCACCCAGCCACACUCACCAAGUUCUCCUCAGGCAGCAGCAUCGACAGCCACGUGCAGCGCCUCAUCCACCGAGAUUCUACCAUCAGCAAUGACGUAUUUAUCUCUGUGGAUGAACUGGAGCCCCCGAAGCCCCCAGGCACUGAAGAUUCCAGAGCAGAGCUCGAGCAGGAAGCGGGAGCUGGGCCCCUGGGCACCGCCAUGGUGGAACAGCAGCAGUCAGUAGAGUUUGACUCUCCAGACUCAGGACUGCCGUCCUCUCGCAACUACUCCGUGACCUCAGGCAUCCAGUCCAGCAUAGAUGAGGGGCAGAGUGUGGGCUUCGAGGAGGACGACUGCGGUGCAGAGGAAGGCGGCGACGGACUGGUCCCGGCUGCCCGCGCCUUCCCGCCGCCUGGCGACCCCACCCAGGAGAAGGCCUCUCGGACCAGUGAGCUGGAGGCAGGGGAGGAGCUUGCGGCUGUGUGUGCUGCUGCCUACACUAUAGAAUUGCUGGACACUGUGGCCUUAAACCUGCACCGCAUAGACAAGGAUGUGCAGCGAUGUGAUCGCAACUACUGGUACUUCACGGCCCCCAACCUCGAGAGGCUCAGAGACAUCAUGUGCAGCUACGUGUGGGAGCACCUGGACGUGGGCUAUGUGCAGGGCAUGUGCGACCUGCUGGCACCUCUCCUGGUCAUCCUGGACAAUGACCAGCUGGCCUACAGUUGCUUCAGCCACCUCAUGAAGAGGAUGAGCCAGAACUUCCCCAAUGGGGGUGCCAUGGACACCCACUUUGCCAACAUGCGCUCCCUCAUCCAGAUCCUGGACUCAGAGCUGUUUGAGCUGAUGCAUCAGAAUGGAGACUACACCCACUUCUACUUCUGUUACCGCUGGUUCCUGCUGGAUUUUAAGAGAGAGCUGCUGUAUGAGGAUGUGUUUGCUGUGUGGGAGGCGAUCUGGGCGGCCCGGCACAUCUCCUCAGAGCACUUUGUCCUGUUCAUUGCCCUGGCCCUGGUGGAGGCCUACCGUGAGAUAAUCCGUGACAACAACAUGGACUUCACCGACAUCAUCAAGUUCUUCAAUGAACGGGCUGAGCGUCACGACGCCCAGGAGAUCCUGCGGAUUGCCCGGGACCUCGUCCACAAGGUGCAGAUGCUCAUAGAGAACAAGUGAAGGCUGUAGCCAGGAGGCAGCACCUGCCAGAGCCUGGGCUCCAGGUCUCGGGGCCCUGCAGGGAGAUGCAGGGGUGUCACAGCCAAGACAGCCCUAACCCCAGCCAACUCUGCCUGCCCGUCUCUGUUCCUAACAAAGCGCUGUGAGCCUGGGAUCGACUCAGGGCCAUGCUAGCCCUGCAGGGCAAGUAAGGGACCAGGAUGCCCUCAGGUCAGGGCCAGGGUGGGAGGGGUUGGCCUCAGGGAAUGGCUCUUGGGGGACACCUCCUGUGCCCCUCAAAUGCCUGGGAAUAGCCCCACUGCCACCUGUAGCCUUGGCCUGGACUGUUGCCCACGUCAUCUCCCAGGUCAGUCUGCAGUUAGCAGCGCUGUCCUUGCCUGGGUCCCCCCACCUGACAAGGGUGGGGCCGGGGGAUUCUGCCGCCCUCCUCUGUGAGCCCCUUCACACGUCCUGUGCAUGUCGCACACCAGCUCCGUUGGAGCAGCCAGAACCGCUGCCAGUUGGGCUUGUGUCUGUGUCCUAAAGGACCUUAGGGCACUGGGCUGCCUCUGGGCCCUCCCCUGAGCCUGGGCAGCUGGGUGUGGGCCCUGGGUGGGAAGUACCCACUUCAGUAGCACUGCCACUGGCUUUGGCCACCUGAGAUGACCCCAUCACUGCCCCCCUCCACCCCAGCUUGUAGUCUCACUCUUGUCACCAUGCUCUUGCUUUAUGCAUUAGCUGCAUCCCUGGAAAUAUAAAGGACACUUUGCCAGCUGGAUGAUCUGGGAUCUGGUGAGAGUCCCUGCUCUCACAGGAAUUCAGGAAGGUUCUUUAGGGAGUCAAUCCUGUCAUAGCCUCCUCUCAGGGACAGGCCCAGGUGGGGGUGGCCCACUGCUCAGCCCAGGCAUCUUCUGAGUCCCUGGGACUGAGGGAAGGUGUGUGUGGGGGGUCUCUGAUGAGAAGCAAGGCCAGCUCUGGCUUUCACUGGCUUCUCAGGAUGCUUAAGAGGCCAAGGGGCCCAGAAGUCCCCUCAGAGGAGCCUCACUUUCGAAGUGUUCAGAAGGGCCCAGCUCUGACCCCAGGCCCAGGUACACUGCUCUGUCAUCCCCACUUCCUUCCCCUCCAUUGCCCCUCCCCCAACACAUGCCAGCUAGGCCUUAGGGCAAGGCCACUCUGCCACUACGGUUAGAGAUUUCCCGCAUCUGAAAAUAGGGUCCAGCAGCCCCCUGCAUCCAGCACAGCCCCCUUAGCCCACCCCUGCUCCUGGGGCUCACGGCCUGUUUGGGAGCUAGCCGGCCCCACUCCCACCCUGUCUCCACCAACACGGUGGCUGUCGUGCACCUGCCUUAGUGACUCUGGUUUUGUGAGGAGCAGAAUGUGUACGUUUUUGUUUUUGUUUUUGGCUCAGAAACUAUACUCUUCAGUGUAAUAGACCAAUAAACAGCAUUU